Messenger RNA from Fukomys damarensis (Damara mole-rat), 1123 nucleotides. It is a transcript of the gene Hcfc1r1, whose product is annotated as host cell factor C1 regulator 1. The transcript is spliced from 3 exons. Lineage: Eukaryota; Metazoa; Chordata; Mammalia; Rodentia; Bathyergidae. The record is from RefSeq and is a predicted model, not a curated record. Bases 317 to 667 code for a protein of 116 amino acids.
GGCUCUUAAAACCUAGAUAUUGCCGGCGGAUCCGGCGAAAACGGUAGUCUCGUGCCGCCACGCUCCUCGGGAACCAAGUAGAGCGUCGCGAAGCCCCCAGAUCGUAAGAAGUGGCAGCGGCUGCAACGCCGGAUUUCCCCCCCCACACACAACCAAGUAGACCCGCCUUGCAGUGGCGCGCAGCUCCUCUUCCGCGUCUACGCAGAACCCCACCGCAGCGUGCGUGAAACCACACCCCUUGCGCUUGGACCACGCCCCUACGGCUCCGCCUCUGCUGCCUGGAUCCCACCCCUCUGUCCGCGGGACCCCAACCCCAAUGAUUCUGCAGCAGUCCCUUGAGCGGGCCUCCCCAGGCCUCGCCCUGCGGGCCACCUCGGGGGUGACUCGGGGCCUGGACAUCAGGGAGCCCUUGCGCAAGCAGUUCCUGUCGGAGGAGAACGUGGCCACCCACUUCUCCCGACUCAGCCUACAUAAUGACCACCCUUACUGCAGCCCCCCCACGGCUUUCCCCCCUGCCCUGCCCCCACUCAGGGGCCCUUGCUCGGAGCUGCUUCUCUGGCGAUACCCUGGAAGCCUGAUCCCAGAGGCCCUCCGGCUGCUGAGGCUAGGGGAUACCCCUACCCCCCAUUUUGCCGCAUCCCCACCUGGGGACAUAAUGGAGCUCUGAGCAUUGGUGGACAGUGACUCUCCCCACCUUGCCUGCUACAAGACUGACAGGUUCUGCGAAGGCACAAGGUCCUUGCUUAUCCUCUUCUACAUCAGGCAUCUGGGUACCAGGACCUUCCCCUACCAGAGGACAAUGAGCUCAGUGGAAUCUUGGGAUAGGAGGGACGGCAUGGGAAGGGAGGUAUCCUCUCCAAAAAUAAAUAAAAACUGCCUAGCAAUUGAAGGCUACGUAGGAAGAUCCAGCCUGGAACCUGGGGCCUUUGAGGAGGGUGGGAUACUGGGUCCUGGGGUUUUUCAAGAUCUUCCCUGGAAAAUGGUCAGGGCUGGCCAGGUCCUGGCAGGCUGGGUUGCAGGCAUUGAGAAUGUGUGAGUCACAGCCUCACCCCCACCCCCGCAGCAGGCGACUGACUCACUCCCUCCUUCCAUCUCUGGGGAGUCAGGCUGAGGAUCACUCCAA